Messenger RNA from Mytilus californianus (California mussel), 2168 nucleotides. Its product is annotated as collagen alpha-1(XII) chain-like. NCBI's taxonomy places the organism in Eukaryota, Metazoa, Mollusca, Bivalvia, Mytilida, Mytilidae. The coding region runs from base 1 to 1428 and encodes 475 amino acids. The transcript is spliced from 10 exons. The record is from RefSeq and is a predicted model, not a curated record.
AUGAAGAUAUCUGUAGCAGGCAUUGCAUUUAUGCUACUAGCACUACACACGAGCAAAUCAGAAGGAGAUCCUAACAACUACGACGGUUAUAAUGAUGAAUGCAGAGGGAAAAUAGACAUCGUUUUCCUCAUUGACAACUCAUGGAGCGUUUUAAAGCCUAAUUUUGAUAAAUUAAAAGAUUUUAUAACUACAACUGCUUACGAUCUCAGACCACUUAGUCAGGAACACGUCCUUGUUGGUGUAGAUGUGUUUUCAAAGAAAGCUGUGACAGAAAUAAGUCUGAAAGGUUGCAACGACUUUUGGUCAUUCCGAAAAGCUGUUUCUCAAAUUCCUUUUCAAGGAGGACCAACCAAUACUCACUGUGCCUUAGACAAUGCCUUAUGGAAUAGCUUUUCCGAAGAGUAUGGAGGUAGACCUUAUGUACCAAAGCUUGCAAUUAUCUUCACCGAUGGUAAAUCUCAAGAUAAGAAGGCAACUUGGGAGGCUGCAUAUAGGUUAAAAGAUUCUGGCGUUAAUGUUGUUGCUAUUGGCAUAGGUCCACAUAUUGAUGAGGAGGAGCUUGUGGCCAUUUCAUCAGAUGGAAAUCCUUACAAAUUACCAAAUUUUGGGAUGAGAGCUUACAACCAUAGGACAACUUCGAGGAUUUUUUCUAUAUUUAUUUUUCACAUUUACAUCGUAGAAAAAGGGAAAUUAAAUAUUGCAUCAGUUAUGCUGACACCAUAUACAACCACGUUAUUUUUACUUCUGAUUGCUAUCAUAAUCGGUAUUAUAGAUGGCCAACUAAAGAAAAUAGAUGCUAAACCAAAGAAGCCUUUUAUUGCCUUGAUUAACAACAAAUGUGGAGGGAAACGAGAUAUGGUUUUCCUUCUUGAUUCGUCGGGUAGUGUUACAUUGCAGAACUUCAAAACUAUGUUAAACACCGCAGCAAAUAUCGCCCAUCAUUUCCAAAUUGGCAGUCAACACACACAAGUUGGCGUAGACAGAUUUUCCACAACAGCAAAAACAAUGAUAAAGCUGAAUCAAUGGAACAAUUGGUUCGCUCUUCAAAUGAAGAUUAAACAAAUUCCGUAUGUUCCAGGACUUACAUAUACUUGGAUUGCACUAGACCAUGCAAGAACGGAAAGUUUUUCUGAAAGCUAUGGAGCAAGACCUGGAGUUCCAAAAAUCGCAAUUGUGAUGACAGAUGGUAAAUCUCAAAAUAAAACAAAAACUUGCGAGGCAGCAAAGAGACUACGAAAUAGCGGGGUAAACGUAUUUGCCAUUGGUAUUGGCAUUAACAUCGACUGGAGUGAGAUUUUAUGCAUAACAAUAGAUAGUUUCAGUAUCCGGGUGAACAAUUUUGCGGCAUUGAAAUCAAAGUCCUUCAGAAAAAGGAUUGCAAAUGAAGCUUGCUCACUGAACACAAUUAUAAUACCGACAAGGGGCUGAAACAGAAUAAUUAGAAGAUAUUGCGAUGUGUAAAAAGAUUCCAUCGUUGUUGCACGGAGAUUCUGUGGUCACUGUUUAUUAAUAAAAUUGAGAACUCUUAAAUGCUGGUUGAAUAUUCUAACUAACAAAACACCAAUUGUAUAUGAUGUUUACAAUUAUUACUUGAAGCUGGCUUCUAAUGUAUGUGAUUUAUUAUUUGAUAGUUGUCUGAAUUAUAUAUAUAUAAAUAUUUAUCGAUGUAUUGAGAAUAGAAAUAAAGAUCAGUAUAUACAAAGAUGGUUAGCAUCCGUAGAAAGGAAUGCAAAACGUAGUAGUUAUAAGAAUAUAAAGUUAGAAUUUAAGUUUAAACAUCAUUUAGAUUACAGUAGUACACUAAAGCUGAUUUUUGAAACUUGAACUUAACUGAUAUGACCAGAGAAUAACGUUUAAUGUUGUAAUAUGCAGUGUGUUGAAAACGAAUACCAUUUUUUAUCAAUAUGCCCUGCCUAUAGAUCAAUAAGGCUGUAAAUUUGCCAAAAUGUUAUUCUUCUUGGCUAAACAAGUUACAGUAUUAAUUUAGAUUAACGUCAUUUUACUUAUAAAGAAAUUGAUUAAUAACAUAAAAUCUGCAUAAUCAAUCAGAUCACAUAAUGUUACUUAAUAUUGUUUAUUUUCUUAUAGUGCUUUUUAUGUAUGGCUCUCUGUUGUUUAUCAUUUGUAAUGUUGUAAAAAAUGCUUUCGUUGCUAUGGCGUAUUUACUG